Messenger RNA from Acipenser ruthenus (sterlet), 1303 nucleotides. RefSeq names its product vesicle-associated membrane protein 3. The transcript has 5 exons. The coding region runs from base 165 to 497 and encodes 110 amino acids. Gene Ontology annotation, cellular component: plasma membrane; SNARE complex. Gene Ontology annotation, molecular function: SNAP receptor activity; syntaxin-1 binding. Gene Ontology annotation, biological process: vesicle-mediated transport; SNARE complex assembly; vesicle fusion. NCBI's taxonomy places the organism in Eukaryota, Metazoa, Chordata, Actinopteri, Acipenseriformes, Acipenseridae. The record is from RefSeq and is a predicted model, not a curated record.
UGCACUGUAAUCGUCAGCCCCCUUGCCGGAGCACAGCCCGUUACUGUCUCUUUAAAACACUUCGUGUCAGUAGAAAGUUGUUGAGUCAAGCGAACAGCGCAGCUCCAAAUAAAGUUGGUUCGGGUUAACUUGCUGGAAAGCAAAACAAAAACAAACAAACAGACAUGUCUGCAGGUCCGGCUUCAUCCCCCGCUCCCGGUGCCCCUGGCACAGCCCCGGCAUCCGGGAACAACCGGCGCCUCCAUCAGACCCAGGCCCAGGUGAACGAGGUAGUGGACAUCAUGCGUGUGAACGUGGACAAAGUCCUGGAGCGAGACCAGAAGCUGUCCGAGCUGGACGACCGUGCGGACGCACUGCAGGCCGGGGCCUCCCAGUUCGAGACCAGCGCGGCCAGGCUGAAGAGAAAGUACUGGUGGAAGAACUGCAAGAUGUGGGCUAUACUGAUAGCUGUUGUCCUGGUUAUCAUCAUUAUCAUUAUAAUUUGGAGCCAGGUGUAGGGAGCGUGCCUGGAGGAACGAAGAGAGAGAGGAGGAGAAAGUGACCACGACUUCCAGCACCAAAAUCCUUCUGACUACUGUAUUCCAGAGCCCGUGGUUUUGUAAAAAAAAAAAUGAUCUGAACAGGUUUUUAAAAAAAAAUCAUUAUUAUUAUUAUUAGUAUUAUUAUUUUGGUGAUUUAUUGUUCUUUUUGAAUGUAAAACAGUCUAUAAACCUGAGUGGGGGAGACAUUGGGUUAAGCACAGAGUGGAUUAGUCACACAGUAUAUUCCACCAGCUGUUAAUAAGAGCCACACUCCUCCUCCAGCGGCUGCCUGCCUGCCUGGUAGAGCAGGAAGGAAAAGCAAGGGAUAGAAGACCCGUGGAGCUCAGUGUGGCGUCUGUUUCCAUGCCAUGGUGGUUUAGCUUUCUUUUAUUUUUUUUUUAAUUUCAAAAUUGUUCCCGAGUUAACUUGCCAAAAAACACAGCCGCUGUGCCCCAAGCUCCCUGUCCGCCUGUACCUCUGUGAUUACCCCUUGCCUUACCCCGUGUGGAAGAUUGCUUCAGAGAACGAGGGAUUUACAAUGCAGACUGUUUAUAUAUGAAAUGUCAAGCGCGGGCCUGUGUGUGUUCCUUUCAAUCGCACUGCCAACGAAAACGCCACUGCAGUGGAACAGAAGAAAACACAGCCUUUCUAUUUAACAAAGCUGGCAUACGCAGAGGCACACGUACCCGUAACAUUUGAACGGUUUGCCAGAGUAUGCAUUGUUUUUAGUAGUGAGACAUGACUCCACCGUGCCUUAAUACUGUGUGUGUAUAUAGAUAUUU